AUGAAAAACGUGGAAAAGAAAGUCACGGAGACAAAGCCAACAGCAAAAUCGCUAUCUACAGAGAAGGUUGAAACGGUCUCGACUGAUGCAAAAAAAGUCGAACUUGAAUUGUCACAAAUGUUGGGCAUUGGAUUCACUAAAACCAAAUCAGGUUCACCAACAUUACAUGAGCAUGACGAAAGUGGCAGCGGUUCUGUAAUUUCAUUCCUCCAAAAAGGCGCAUGGUCAACGUCGAAUAAAACAUCAGUGAAUGCAACUGAAGUCGAACCAAGUAGUAGUGCUGAAAAAAGUAAGACGAAGGAAAAUGAUGAAAACCAGGAAAAGGAUGAAACAGGUGACUGGGAGGAAGUUGGAGAACCUGUAAGUGUCGAACAAAAGAUUGUGUUUAAUUCAAGCCAGCGGGGAAGUUUGAAUUCGCAACCACCUAGAGACUUCAGGCAGGUCAACUAUGGAAGAGGAGACAAUUUCAACAAUUACAGUGGAAGAUCUCCCCGAGGUUUCAUGCAAAAUUCAACGUUCCGGCAACCACAAAUUUUUGUUAACCGUGGGCCUAGCUAUUUCUUUGGAAACAGCUCAACGAAUCCAAGAGGAAUGCAGAGAGGAAGAGUCGGGAAUGGUUAUCGUAAUCAGAAUCACGAGCAAUUGUUGAACAAUUCAGAUCUUGCACCCAGUGCGGUUUCUCGGCCUCGUUUUAGUCGUGGGCGAGGUGGUUUUAACUCCAAAAGU
Messenger RNA from Mesorhabditis belari, 726 nucleotides. NCBI's taxonomy places the organism in Eukaryota, Metazoa, Nematoda, Chromadorea, Rhabditida, Rhabditidae. The record is from the annotation of a GenBank genome assembly.